Tribolium castaneum (red flour beetle) is the source of this 1291-nucleotide messenger RNA. Its product is annotated as probable chitinase 10. Lineage: Eukaryota; Metazoa; Arthropoda; Insecta; Coleoptera; Tenebrionidae. The transcript is spliced from 7 exons. The record is from RefSeq and is a predicted model, not a curated record. Gene Ontology annotation, molecular function: chitin binding. The coding region runs from base 77 to 1204 and encodes 375 amino acids. Gene Ontology annotation, cellular component: extracellular region.
UAUAAGAAGAAGUCUUGACCGUGACUUUGAGACAAAUUCGCGAAUUGUGAGGAGUGGUGAGGGGUAGAUAGUAAAAAUGGGAGCAAUUUUCAAAUGUUUUGUGCUGUUUUUUAUCCUCGCAUGCAGUAAAAAUGCAGUUCGUUCAAGUACGAUUAAACCACGACAAAACGUCCAACAAUUCCAAAUAGCGGUAGUCUUGCCCCCGGGGCACAACCUCACCCAGGGCCCAGCGCCCGGACCUGCCAACCCCGGCUUCGUCUGGGUGCAAGUCCCGGUCACCCCCCCGAACCAACCGGCCAUAGUUCAACCCCAACCGCCAAACAAUCAAGACGAUUUAUUAAAAAAAUGCACGCAACCCCGCGGCCAAUUCCCGAGCAAUUUCUGCAACAAGUACGUGAAUUGCUGGGACGGGGUCGCAGUCGAGCAGUUCUGUCCCGAGGGACUCCUUUUUAGUCCCAGAGGAUAUUGCGAUUAUCCAGAAAACGUUAACUGUGGAGGCAGGCCGAUUGAAGAACUUGUAGGAAUGCCUCCUUCAAGUGCAAGUCCGGGUCAAGCCACAACUGUAGCUCCACCAACAUUAAUUGUGACUCUACCUACAAUUGAUCCUAAUUUACGGAAAAAAUGUUUGAAACCAAGGGGACAGUUCCGGAGCGACGCUUGUAACAAAUUUGUUAAUUGUUGGGACGACGUUGUCAUUGAACAAGAGUGCCCCAAAGGACUGCUUUUUUCGAGUAACGGAUACUGCGAUUAUCCGAAUAACGUCAACUGUGGGGGCACCACGAAUUCAGAAAUUCGAAACGAUUUAAACAGUGAAUGCCCCCUCGAUUUUGGGACUUUCAGAGACAGGCACAAUUGCGACAAUUAUUUUACUUGCAUAGGGGGGAAAAUUGUAGCUAAUUACACCUGUCCCAGCGGCUUUAAAUUUAAUGAUAACAUAGGGGUGUGCGACUACGAGGAGCGAGUGGACUGUUCAAAAGAACCGCUGAUUUUCAGCCCCAAAGCUAACUUUUUGUCAAAUGUUCCCAAAGAUUUUAUGAAUCAAAUUGAUAAUUGUAAACCCGGGUCGGUGUUUGCGCUCAACCCACAAUGCACUGCCGCUUGCUUGUGUCACGAAGGCCUAUCUGAAGUGGUUCAAUGUCCAGCGGGUCUCGCCUACGACUCCAAGACUGAUAAGUGUUUGCUUCCACAUUUAGCCAAAUGCUAAGUUAUUUAUUUUCCGUGGUUGUGGGUCGAACGACGGGAUAAUGGGACUCUUUGGGGUAUUUUUAAAUAAAUAAAAACAAAAACGAGA